UUUAUUUUUUAAUUAAGAAAGUUAUGGAUGCUGAAAAAAGUGUUCAAGUGAAAGAAAAGCACAAGGGCGAGAGUAAUUUAGAACAUGCAAGAGUUGGCCAAGAUGCGUUUUUCCAUUUCAUAUCACAAAUGGCACAAGAAAUGUCCCCACAAAAGAAUGAAGCUCAAAGCCAACAAAAGCCGAGAAUCAAAAUAAUGGAUCAAAAGAGAAAAUCAAAGCCAAACUAUGAUAGGAAAGCAAAGCACCCGGACUAUGUCCAGUUUCGGUGCAAUGUCAAUGCUUUCAAUAACAUCAUUACAGACGUUAAAGACAAGCUCAAUGAAAGGCAGAAAAAGCUGCUCAAGAAAACGCCUUUCUGGAACUUGAUUGAGUUGUUUUACAACCAAAGAAUUGACAUGAAUAACAUGAAUAAGUCGGACCUCGACUUAGUAAAGCUGCUCAAGAAGUUUGAUCCAGAUACAAAGUCCUUUAAAUUCGGCACCAAAUCAUUCCAGAUCACAGCCAAUGCAGUGACUGAUAUUCUAGGACUGCCAAACGAAGGAAAAUCUGUCAAACUUGGCAAUGAUAGAUAUACUGCUACCUUCAGAACAAGGCACUUUGGAGAAAAGUCAAAACCAUCAAAAUGCGUGGUAGAAAAAGAAUUACAAAAGACAAUUGCAUUGGCAAACCAAUCGAAGAAAGAAAAGGCCAAGGCAAAGCAAAAGAAGAAAACGAACAUAGGAAAGGGAAAAAAAAAAGCUGAAGAACAAGAAGAACAAGAAGAACAAGAAGAAGGGGAAGACAAAGAGGAAAAGGAGGUUGUUGACUACGACAAGGAUGUGGUCAGUCUAAUCUUGAUUAUCCUCUGCAUGACAUUCCUUUUUGCCAACUCUUCAUCCACUUUGCAUUGGAAAAUUGUUGAGCACUGUGUGACUCUAGACACACUUUCAAACUUUUCGUGGGCAAGAGCUGUCUCAACCUAUAUAAAUGACUCUUUAAUCACAAAGGCAAAAGCAAAGAAGGGAGGAAAAGCCUUUAUAGGAGGUGUUUCGGGUUGCACUGUCCUAAUAUUAUUUCUACUGUGUGAGAGGACAAAUAUCAUACAACCAAUCCUUGACAAGGAGAAAGAAACUCCUGCAAUUCUUAAAUGGAGUCUUGUGGAACUCCACACAAGAUUCAACCAAAUAAAGGACUUAAACGACAUAGAGGGUAUUUUCAAAACCCCUACAAAACAAAAAACUCUCAGAGAAGAGGGAGAGCCUGUUGACAAGAGUAUUUUGAAAACAUAUAAAAAGCGAAAAACUACCAGAGAAGAGGGAGACCUUGUUGAUAAGAAAAAAGAAAACAAAGAUGAUAAAGGAGGACAAGGAGAAGCAGAUGAAGUAGCAGCAGAACAAGGAAAACCUGAUGAUGAUGAUCAAACUCCAGAAUUAAAAGAGAUUAGAAAAAAGAAAAGGUUUGAGAUUGCAACUGGAAAAGAACCUGUUGCAAUUCAAGACCUCUUGGUGAAGUCCAUGAUAGCUGAAAUCAACUACCGCCAACAUCAAGAUCCUAGCUUCGUUUGCCCAGAAAGAUUAAAACUGUGGAAGGAUGAAAUAAAUAAAGACAGUGAGAAGAAAAUGAUGGAAUUGUGGGAUAUAUUUAUCCAAACAGAAAAAAGAUCAAACGAACUGGAAAAAGAGUUAGCAACACACAAAGAGAAAUCACAUGAAGAAUGUGUGGCUGCUACUAUGGCAGUGGAAUCUACAAUUCUGCUUCACGAAAUACAAAAUUUGAAAAGGAGGAUUACAAAAUUGGAAGGCAAGGAAUCUCAUAUUGAGCCGGAGACAAGUGCCAAGAAAAUGAAGAACAAGGCAGAAAUUUAAGGCAUGUUCUCGAACCCAACAAUCUUUGAAAUAGAGCGGGAUCUGCUUACAACACAACCAACACAACCAGUUGAAGACAAAGAAGAAAAUAGAGAAGAAGAAAAGAAAGAAGAAAUAAGAAGAGAAGAAACAAAAAGAAAAAGAAGAAGAGAAGAAGCAACAACAAAAGAAAGAAGAGAAGAAGCAAGAUGCUCCAACACUUGAUGUUCCUAAGAAAGCACUAGGAUGAGGGGAAAAGGAAGGUUUGGCAAAAAAUUCCAAAAGAGGACCGGGACAAAAUUCAAGAAUACUACUUAAGUACUCAACCUGGGUAAUAUCCCUUUUCCAAAAGAACAAUUAUUUCAUUUUUGAAUUACAAUUUUUAAUUACAUAAAUUCCACAAUACAUGUUUACAUGGACUUGGGUAAGAAUUAUUUUCAAGACUUGGGUAAGAAUUAUUUUCAAAAUUCAAAAUUGAUUAAACAGACAUUGCACUACAGUUUUUGAAAAAUAUAUAUUAACAAAUUGCAAUUCAAUGCUUGCAUCUUACAUGUAAAACUUUGUAGAGCCAGCUUGGCAUAGGGUCAUGUAUGAACCAUUGUUGGAAAAACUCGGGAAAUGCAAUGUGCUUUUCUUCCCGAUCAUUUCAAGCACCGAGUUCCACUUUACCAUCCUCGCAUUUCACAAACUAGAACAAAAGUGGAGACACUACAAUCCGCUUAAGUCAUUGGGAACAAGAAAACAAGAAAGGUGCAUUGACAUUGCUCAUCAUAUUGUUAAUAUUGUUGAAGAGAAUACAUGAGACCUAAAGCACAAGUGCUCUUAGAAAGUAGAAAAAUACCAAAACUUGUGAAGCAAAGGCAAGAGCCCCCUACACUUGUAACCGAAGAGAUGUCCCCAAAUGAAGAACUUACUCUCAAUUGGAUUCUGCAGAGUCCAUAUCAGUUUCCAUUUGAGGAUGACACAGAAUAUGCUCAACAAAGUUCAUCUUUGUUGGAUUGUGGCAUGUUCGUCAUGUUCUACAUGGAUUAAAUAGCACAAGGACAGUCCAUUCCAAAAAGAGUAGACAAGAAUUUCAUGAAUGAA
This is a messenger RNA of Prunus mume (Japanese apricot), 2909 nucleotides long. RefSeq lists its product as uncharacterized. Lineage: Eukaryota; Viridiplantae; Streptophyta; Magnoliopsida; Rosales; Rosaceae. The record is from RefSeq and is a predicted model, not a curated record.